Molecule: messenger RNA, 3090 nt
Organism: Oikopleura dioica
Lineage: Eukaryota; Metazoa; Chordata; Appendicularia; Copelata; Oikopleuridae
Source: the annotation of a GenBank genome assembly
AUGAAAGACAAACGAAAUCGAAAGCACAACUCGCCUUGGAACUCGCGAUUUGAUCAUUCCCCUCAAUGUCAGAGCUGGGCAUCAUCGAUAAUCGCACACCGAGCCCUGUCGCGUGUCCAUAGUCCUGAUUACUUGGAUUCGUGUCGCCGAGCUCUCAAGUUGGCGGCGGAAAUUUUUGCAGAUCAAUCACGCGAAUGUCUUUCAAUAAUAGGCGGAGAUGUGUUGCCAGAAGAAAUUUGCCAAAAAAUCGUUCGCAUGGCAAUCUUCAGCGAUAAAGAAACCCUUCGAAAUGAGCAGUUGAAAAAGCUCGGAGUAGCAGUUUACUUGAUCUACGAAUCCCUUCUUCGAAUGCUUGCUGGUGAUAUCUCCGAAGCAUCCUGCUGGUCGCCGCUUUCCUUCAUCUCCCGUCUUCACUUGCUGAACGAGGCGAUUGACGAGUAUUGCUUUACGAGAAAUGAAAAGCCGUCUUAUAAGCUUCUUCAUCCGUUGCCGGGGUCGUACUUGAUCACUUGUCCUUAUGCGUGGCCUUGGGUUCCGCUCAGAAGAGGAAAAGAGCUGGUGCUCCAAAAUGUAGAAACAAUGAACUCAAUCCUGCUCCAGACAUCUUCCACUGGCUUCGUAUCAUUCUGCGUCACCGACAAUUUCGUCGUGACGAUCGAGACGCAAAGUAGGCGGCUUACUAAAUAUUUCGAGACGCUGUCUGUCUCUGACUCAGGAUUGAAUGAUACAGAUGGAAAUUCGACGUCAUCAAGCGACGUCGCGGAGAGAGUUUCCCUUCUCAACGUUUUCUCCAUUUCUACUGGACAGUUUCUUUAUCCGAUUGCCUUGAAUGAGCUCGAUUACGAUUAUGACUCAGAUGACGAGCCUGUCCGUCUAUUCCACAAUCAAAAGAACGAAAUCCUCGUCGUCAUCGAGCGAGAAAACAGUCUCAUACCGUCCAUUCAUCAAGAAAAAGGCGUAAUUUCUCUCGUAAUCCGCGACGAAAAAAGCAAAUCAAAGGCUUCAUUGCUCGACAAGGAGUUUGGACAAGGAAGCUUGCUGGAAUUCCUGAACAACGAGAAAGCCAGCUUGUCCAUUUGGCAUCCAGUUUGUACGCAAGGCGGUCCCUUGAGAAGGAAAGAGGAGUGUCACGAUUUCAGCACGUUGAAGGAUAAACCGACUAGUGUAGUUUCACCCAUCGACUCUGAGACGGUACAAAUCAAGUGCAAGACCGGUUACGUAACGCGGGCCGUCUCUCCGCGAAUCAAGCCCAGGUCUUACCGACAGUACCGCUCAUCCCUCUCCACUUCUCGCUUCUACACCAUCAACGAGCUUGUUUCGCAUUUCUGUGAAAUCUCUCAUGCAGGAAGACUUCUAAGAGUGAGCUUGGCUGACGGAACGUUACUACUAGAGCUAAAUGCUGACGCCCUACUGUACUGGGAAAAGCAUGACUCGAGAAUUUUAGCAGCAGAUUGCUGCUGGCCAAAGAUUUUAAUCGUCAUCGAGUAUGAAGAGAGCAUUUGGGCUAUCGAUACAGAAGAAACUAUCGCCUUCCAAACAGUUCUUAUAGCAUCCAUCGAGUCCGGCUCCUUGUGCGAUAUCAAAGUGUUGGAAGUGAGCCGAAGCGACCCGCAGGAAGUCUGCAAAGAAUGCGAAAGUCUGGACAAGCUUGUGCCCAACCGUGUGCCUGAAAGUGGCCCGCUUGUUUCUCAACUUCCAAUUCGAUUAAGCUCGACCGAGUCUUCUGAUGUCUUUGCCUCGGCUGUUUCUACCCAAGAGGCAGCCUCUGCACCCGUUCCUGUCCCUGUCCCAGUGGUGACCCCCGUCCCCUCCGCAGUAACCCCCGCCGCCCCAGUGCCAAAAUCCCCUCCCAAACAAUCCAUCGACCUUUUCGCCGACGAGUCUCCAGCCAAAGCUCCCGCCCCAACGAUUCAACCCUCGAACGGUGUCGCCAGCGCCCCGUCCGGCACCGUCAACGACAUCAAGAUCAUCAUCAGCGAUCCUCGAAAAGCGGGCGAUGGAAUUGGCGCCUUCAUCGUUUUUACCGUCAAAACUGAGACGAGCCGAAGUGGCUGGGGAGGAAAAGUGUUUGAAGUUAACAGAAGAUUUUCCGACUUUCUCGGCUUGUAUGAAAAGCUAGCUGGGCGAUAUCAACACAAGGGAUACUUCAUCUUCCCAGCGCCUGAGAAAUCGAUCUCCUCAUUCACUAAAGUGAAAAUCGGAAAUGAAGACGACAUGUUUGUCCAGCGCAGGCAGCAGCAGCUCCAACGAUGGAUCAACAACAUCGCCAAACACGCAGCGCUGACGAGAGAUAUCGACUUCCAGGGAUUCCUCACUCAGGAUACCAUCGCGCCAUCAACUAGCACUCGGGCUUUGAGUGCCGCUGGAAUGCUCCGUCUUGUCGGAAAAGUCGAGAAUGUGAUUACAAAGCAGGUCACUCAGAAGAUGCCAGAAACUGACUCUUGGUUCGAAGAUCGAUCUGCUUCCGUUGAAAACCUUCAGGCGCAGCUGAAGCGAUUGUCGAUGGCUUCCGGCAAUCUGUCGGUUCACAGGCGCGAGCUUGGCCUGUCAUCAGGCAACCUUGCUCGAGCUAGCAACAUGCUCGCCAAUGCAGAAGACAAACAAGACCUUUCAAGGAGGCUCGCAAAUGUAGGAACGAUCUACGAAAACCUGGGAGAAAUCUACACCGACUUGUCGGACAAAGACCUCUACGACUUUAGCGAGCUUCUCUCCGACCAGGUACGCGGCCUCGAUGGAAUUAAAAAUAUCCUCGAAGCGCGCCAGAAAAUGUGGCAAAAUUGGCAAUCGUCUGAGCAGGGUCUCAUGAAGAAGCGCGACGCGGUCACAAGGCUCCAAGCUACUGGCAGGACGGAGAAGAUCCCCGGCGCAGAGCUCGAAAUUAAAGAGUGGGAAACAAAAGCAGCAACGGCGAAAAAGGGCUUUGAAGACAUGAGCGCCGUGGCGAAGAAGGAAAUAAAUACGUGGGAAACGCAGCGUGUAGCGGAAACAAAGAUGUUCAUUCUCAAAUGGAUGAAGCACAUGCUCGAGGCAGAAAAGAAAGUCGUCGCAAUGUGGGAAAAAUACCUGCCGAAGACCCAGAAUGUCAAAUAA